UUACCGAGAAGUUUUCUUAUUACCCAUGCUAGCCGCCCUGAUUCAUACCUAGCUAGAUGUUUGUACAGUAAGUUAAUUUGGUGUGUUUUUUAUCGAUAUAUUGCAUCACAGACUGCACGCCAUUUUUAUCCAUCAAAAAGGAAACAUCCUGAGAAGGUUACAGAAGCCUUCGGCUCGAAACAUCCCGGAAAUGGCACUUCUUCCUCUUUAGGAAGUGAAGACAUCGAUGAAGCAGUUCAGCAAGUCUUGCUCAACUUCUAUUUAGCUCAUUAAUCGUGGAUAUCCUGAGUUGGAUGAUAAAAUGGCUCUCACUGAGCAUAUUAAGAUGAUCUGCAAAAUUAUCAAAGAUAUUGUUCCAGCUUUCACCAGCGGGAUUGUCACAGUGAGCAUCAUAUCGUGUGUUUUAUUUGCAAUCCAAACAUGUUUGAGCUUAAAACAAGGCAUCUUCAGCAUCGGCGCAAGUGUUUUUCAAAACGGACACCUAUACUGCAUCCUGAUGUUUCCCUUUUACCACCGAACCUUUGCUCAGCUUCUUCUGAACAUCACAACUUUGGUGUUUCUCAGCGGGAGCUUGGAGAAAGGUGUGGGGACGGUCCGUUUCCUCUUUCUGUUCCUCCUGCUGUCCUCGAUCAUAGGCUUGUUUUACAGCUUCAUGGAUCUCCUGCAGGAGGACGGCUUCCAGGGUCACACUGAGGGUUUGGUUCCCGUCACUCUUGCCUCUGUGGCUAUAACUACCAUGCACACAAAGAUGACUAAAGCCUUUCUAUGUGGAGUGAGUUUUCCCACUAUGGCCCUUCCUUGGGUGUUCCUUGUCAUCACCACUGCUCUGGUCCCUUACUGUGUGCUGCCCUGUAAUGUGAUUGCCAUCCUGGUUGGGGUGAUGUAUGGUAAAGGAUGGGUCUCUUUUCUGGACAUGUCUGAGGCCAAGGCUGGAGUUCUGGAGAAGUUGUUGCCUUUUAGGCUGUUCAGGACCAUCAGUGGUGAUAUGUUCAUCCCAGCUUCCUCUGAGGACAGGAAGAAGACCUUGCUUCCACAGAUCAAUCCCACACCUGGGUCUUACCCAGUGCAAGCUUAUGCUCCAUUACCCACUGCCAACACUGCUGCCAUGACUUAUGAAGGCUGGCCACACCAGGCGAGUCCCACACCACCUCUUAGUCUUCAUGGACAUGUUGCAGGACACAGCUCUGGACACUUUUCACCACAGAGUUUCGACCACAGCUGCAACCACAGUCACAGCCAUGGCCACGGUCACAGUCAUGGUCAUAGCCAUGGCCAUAAGAGCGGAGGAUCACUGUUACAAGAGUAGAUGUUUUCAGAUGAGUUUGCCUUGGCAACGAUCCACUUAUGAAGGCUUAUCCUAUAAAAGCUACUCAGUUUUUAUCAUCUAUAAGAUCCUGCAGCAUCUCAGCACUGAUUGUUUCUGCCUGCUUGUAUAAUUAAUUGUAGUUUUUUUUUUUU
Haplochromis burtoni (Burton's mouthbrooder) is the source of this 1458-nucleotide messenger RNA. It is a transcript of the gene rhbdd2, whose product is annotated as rhomboid domain containing 2. Gene Ontology annotation, cellular component: membrane. The coding region runs from base 302 to 1306 and encodes 334 amino acids. NCBI's taxonomy places the organism in Eukaryota, Metazoa, Chordata, Actinopteri, Cichliformes, Cichlidae. The transcript has a single exon. Gene Ontology annotation, molecular function: serine-type endopeptidase activity. The record is from RefSeq and is a predicted model, not a curated record.